CUACCCAGACGAUGUAUUUAACUCUAAUAUUGAUCGUUCGCAGUAUAUUGGAUUUGAGGAGAUUUGUUAUUAAUAAUUUUCUAAAUGUCUACAUCGCCAGAAAAGUCUAACAUCUCAAAUAUUUAUUAUUGAUAUAUUCAGUGCAAGGUGGGAAACAGUAACAAGGGGACCAGUUACAAGGCAAUAAUAAAUGAUGUUAAUUAGUUAUAUACUGAUGGAGAUGAAUUACUUCUAAUGUGAAAUUAAUUUACAACAUGUGACCUGCGUUUUUCAGGUGUUAAUAUCAACAGAUAAUGUGAAUGAUGGGGGAAUCAGAAAAUGAGAAAUUCAUAAAGAAUUUAAAGACACUUAUAAAAAGACGAGACACUGAAAAAAUAAAAACUUUAAUCAAUAACCCGAAAUUUGAGGUUAAUGUACGUGACGUCACGCAGGAUUUACAGACGCCAAUGAUGAAAUUGUGCUAUAGUGAAAUACCGGACUCAAGUUUAAUGGCUAUUAUGGAUUUACUCUUGGAACGCUAUGCAGACCUUAAUCUACAGGAUUCUUCCGGGAAAACUGUGAUGAUGCACGCAUGCUUGGCACGGAGAACGACAAUAGCAGACUAUAUCAUUAGUGAUCCCACUUCGAGGCUGGAAAUGUUUGACUUUGAUGGAAAUUCCGUUUUGUCGCAUGCUGUUAAAAGCAUUGACUAUAUUAUAACUAAACGGAUAUUAGAACAUCCAGCUGGUAUUAGUUUACUAGAAAUAUAUAAUAGUAAUGGACAAAAACCAUUACAUAUGGCAAUAAAGUGUGGGAAUAAAAAAAUAAUCAAAAUAAUAGAGCAGUUUGAAGCAAAUAUACCAAAAGCAAAAGUGAAAGAAAAACAAAUGAAACUAGGACAUGACCCGGUUCCUUCGAUUUAUUCACCCAGAACAGAGAGGAAACUUUUACUAAAACGAGGACCAGUUGAUUCGUCUCUUGCUCUUCAAUUGGAAACGUCAUCUAAGAACGAUAACUCUGACCACGCUUUAACAUUAUCGUCUGUAAAACUAAACCGUAGCAAAAAGGGUGCAAAUACUAUUUUGUCACCAGAUCUCAUCUUACCCUCAAUAUCCGAAAAAACUGAUAAAAGUCGAACAUGGAAUAUUGAAUCUCCUCUAACAAGAAGAAAGGCAAGACGAAAUUCAGUUUCACUUCCGGACUUGCGCGAUUCACCUCUUGUCCAGUCAGGGGAGAAUACUCCUUCUAUGUUAGAUUUAACAAAUGGACCUGACGUUUACGACGACGAUGAUGACACUUUUAUAAAUACUGAUCGUUCGCCUAGGAAAACGACCGAGAAUAUUCAAAACAUUCGGAAAUGUAUCUCAGAAAAUCAAUUGUCGUUUCCAAGUAUUAUUAACAAAAACACGAGUAAGAAUUCUCAAGUGAAACGAACUCUGACAGAAUCAAGUAUUUACAGCAAUAGCGAUGAUGCUUUAUCACGAACAAUGCAGAGAUUACUGUAAUCGGUUCUAUUUUUAUCAUUUUUGUAGUAUAACUUCUUAAGGUGGUACCUAACACUACAGGGAGAUAACUCUGUAAAAUCAGCUAAACGUUUUAAUAAUGUUGUGUUGUUAUGUGAAUAUUAAGAUUCUCAAUGAUCAAAAUUAGUGUUUGUUAAACUGCUAUAUGACCAGUGUAAUUUUUCUGAUAAAUCGGUUGGUUCAAAUUUUUUUGAAAUUUUUACAUUUUUGUCAAAGGGUCAAAGUAAAUACUUUGUCAAAAUUUUAUGAAAAUUAAACGAGCCACAUAAAUUUUCGUGAAGGUGUUGGGUUCCACCUUAAUACGUAAACAAAACAAAACCAUUUUUAUCGCUGUACUAUACUUUUUGAGGUAUAUAACCAAGACUUUUAACCGAACAUGCCCCAGUUGCUGUUAAACCAUAUACAAUACAGGAUAUAAUCUCAAAGUAUUGCAUUCUGAUUUCUUUGUAUUUAUUCAUCUUUAUAACAUAUCCUACACUGAUAGUUGGUUUGCAUACACGAAAUUAGAGUUGUUUUGUUGUAAUUUAAAUGUUUGUCUCUAAGAUUUGUUAUAUUGUUGUUUUAUUAUUGAAACUAAAUAUUUUGCAAAGAACUUAAUAUGUUAUUCUUUAUCUAUUCCAAUAUAUUGUAAUAAUCCUGUGUGGGGAUACGAGAGACAAAAUAUUAGGAGCUCAUAAAAUUACAUCCUUUAAUGGCGCUUGCAAAACGAAAAAGAGACAGUACCUAUGUGGGGAUACGAGAGGAAAAAUAUUAGGAGCUCAUAAAAUUACAUCCUUUAAUGGCGCUUGCAAAA
This is a messenger RNA of Mytilus trossulus (common blue mussel), 2295 nucleotides long. RefSeq lists its product as uncharacterized. Gene Ontology annotation, cellular component: ciliary inversin compartment. Gene Ontology annotation, molecular function: protein binding. Gene Ontology annotation, biological process: protein localization to ciliary inversin compartment. Bases 300 to 1484 code for a protein of 394 amino acids. The transcript is spliced from 3 exons. NCBI's taxonomy places the organism in Eukaryota, Metazoa, Mollusca, Bivalvia, Mytilida, Mytilidae. The record is from RefSeq and is a predicted model, not a curated record.